This is a messenger RNA of Selaginella moellendorffii, 400 nucleotides long. Its product is annotated as cytochrome b-c1 complex subunit 8. The transcript is spliced from 2 exons. The record is from RefSeq and is a predicted model, not a curated record. The coding region runs from base 51 to 299 and encodes 82 amino acids. NCBI's taxonomy places the organism in Eukaryota, Viridiplantae, Streptophyta, Lycopodiopsida, Selaginellales, Selaginellaceae.
GAGCUCUGGCCUUGUUGAUCUAGGGCAAGGGUUUGCGAGAGAAGAGCGACAUGGGGGGCGGUGGAAAGGCGCUGGGAGCGAAUCCAGGGAUCGUGGCAGUGCGACUGCGAGAGGUGGUCUACACGCUGUCCCCGAAUCACCUCAAGAUAAUGCCGGGGCUGUGGAAGGAUCUCCCGGAGAAGAUCAAGCACAAGCUUGAGAACUGGCACUAUGGCGUGCUCGUCGCCGUGGGAUUCUACGGCCCCGUGUGGUUUUGCAAGCACUCCGUGCAUCAGAGGGAGCUCUCUCACCGCGACUAGGAUUGGAAUUUGGCUGGAAAAUUUGGAAGAAGGUACUCUUUCUUUUGGCAAUAAAAGGAGAGCUUUUGGACAAUAGAACAAUUUGGAACUUUGCCAAACUU